AUGGGAUUUAUAACGAGAAUAUUAAGGCUUGGACGUAACAUUCGGAAACCACUUCCUGACCGUGUCGAUUACACGAAGUGGAACAAAGACGAGCUUAUCAAUAGAAUCAUAGAGUUGGAAGGUCAAAAGAAGCGCAAGGCAGAUGAAACAGAUGAAGUAGAGACCCAAAUUGCCAAACGACCAAAGCCUACCAAAGAAAUAACUAGAAAACGCAAGAAAAAAGAUCGGCCAUUCAACUUCUCGAAGUACAACACACGGUUCAUAGCAAUAAAGUUUGCGUAUCUCGGCUGGAAUUACAAUGGCCUUGCAAUUCAGAAAGAGCCAACCCCGUUGCCCACUGUGGAAGGCACAAUACUCAAAGCCAUGAAUGCUUGUAAGCUUGUACCAUCGAUGAAUCCUCAAGACUAUAAGUUUAGCAGAUGUGGGAGAACGGACAAGGGAGUUAGUGCCAUGAACCAGGUUAUAUCGCUUAAUGUGAGGUCCAGUUUAACACACGAACAGCAACAAAAUAGUUUUUUUGAUGACAAGGAAAUAAAUUACGCUCAUAUCUUGAACCAAGUAUUACCAGAUGACAUCCGCGUUUCUGCUGUCUGUUUACGUCCUCCGGAGAACUUUGACGCCAGAUUCUCUUGUCAAUACCGUCACUACAGAUAUUUGUUCAGGGGGGAUGGCCUUAACAUAGAAAAGAUGCACGAAGGAGCACUGUUGUAUGAAGGUGAACAUGAUUUCAGGAACUUUUGUAAGCUCGAUGGUUCAAAACAGAUUACAAACUACAAGAGAACUAUAAAGUCAUCACGCAUUAUUAAGUUGAGUCAUAACUUAUAUUGCUUGAAUCUCAUCGGCUCAGCAUUUUUAUGGCACCAAGUUCGCUGCAUGAUGGCCAACUUGUUUCUCGUGGGUCAAGAAUUAGAAAUGCCCUCUGUGAUCACCGACAUGCUAGAUAUCGAAAAAGUGAAGCAAAAGCCAAUUUACGACAUGGCGAGCGACAUCCCACUGAUACUUUACGACUGCAGCUUUCCGGAAAUGGACUGGACUAGCGCCAAUCAGGGUGACUUCAAGUCUUUACAAUCAAAUAGGCGGGUUUAUUCGAUGGCUUUGGACUAUGGCUUGAAAGCUGAUAUUUCCGAUGUAUUUGCUGAUGUCCUUUCUGUUGAUCAACAGGACCUUGGUGGUAGGACGAGAAUCAAUCUAGGCGACGGUAAGGGGAAAGUAGUAGGAAUUUAUGAAUCUUUAUUGAGAAGAGAGGUCAUGGACUCUGUGGCCACGGUUAAUGAAAAGUUCAAACGUAAAAAGUCCAAAAAAACGGACUCUUAG
Lachancea dasiensis is the source of this 1314-nucleotide messenger RNA. NCBI's taxonomy places the organism in Eukaryota, Fungi, Ascomycota, Saccharomycetes, Saccharomycetales, Saccharomycetaceae. The record is from the annotation of a GenBank genome assembly.